Molecule: messenger RNA, 888 nt
Organism: Emiliania huxleyi CCMP1516
Lineage: Eukaryota; Haptophyta; Isochrysidales; Noelaerhabdaceae
Exons: 2
Coding region: 1-888 (295 amino acids)
Cellular component (GO): cytoplasm
Molecular function (GO): hydrolase activity, acting on ester bonds
Source: RefSeq, a predicted model, not a curated record
AUGGCUGUGGCGUGGCUGAUUGCUGCCGUCGCCCUGCCGGUGCCGUCCGGCCUGCUCGCCGUCAACACGACCCGCUUCCGUAUUCUGCAGGUCAGCGACACUCACUGCCUCGGGGACGCCACCGACGCCGCCACACACAGCUUCAUCCGCGAGGCUGUCAAAGGGGAGCAGCCCGACUUGGUGGUAUUCAGCGGCGAUCAGCUGGAUGCCAAUGCGGUCCAGCUCCGGCGGGCCAUGCUUGCAACCCUUCGGGCGGCGGGGAGGCCCUUCCUGGCCCUCAGUGGCAACCACGACAAUAGGGGUGAGGUGGAGGCCUCAUCCAGGCUGGCGGGAGCGCUCGGCGUCCAGGUGGAGGGCGGCCGUUUCCUCGACCUCACCGACAGGCAAGGUAAGCGCCUCUUCCGGCUCUGGGCCUUUGACUGGCUCGAGGAGCGGGACUGGGAGGGCCGCGCCAGGCAGCGAGAGCGCUUCCACGACCUCUCCGUCCGAGACCCCGUCAAGGCGCUCGCCUUUGUGCACAUGCCGACGCCCGAGUUCGCGGAGGAGGGCCGCCCGACGAGGCCGGUUGGCAACGCGCUGGAGCCAGUGUCGUCGACGUGGGCGGACGACGGAUGGACCGAGGCCCUUGGCGCACAGGGCGUGCUCGGCAUCUUUGCGGGCCACGACCACACCAACGACUAUUGCGUGGAGUCGCACGCGCUGCCGGCCCUCUGCUACGCGGGCUAUGCCGGGGUCGGGGCAUAUGGAGCUCCCGUGGAGCGGAGGUUGCGCGUCAUCGAGCUGCAGGGCCUCGGGAAGCCACGGCCGGCCAUCUGGACCUGGAAGCGAGUGGAGCCGAGUGAGGAGGGGCAGGAGGGGAGGACCAUCGAUGUGCAGAGGCUGGUGUGA